Messenger RNA from Darwinula stevensoni, 1335 nucleotides. The record is from the annotation of a GenBank genome assembly. NCBI's taxonomy places the organism in Eukaryota, Metazoa, Arthropoda, Ostracoda, Podocopida, Darwinulidae.
AUGCGAUGCUUCGGCUCACCGGAAUUUCGCAGCCCCAGCGUGGUGCGGCCACCUGCAGGAUCUCCUCAUCCUCGCCAGACACUGCACGACCACGAGAUCCGAAUCAGCCGACUUCCUAACUUGCUCCUGCUUUUACUGGCAUUUCUCGGGAUGAGUCAAGUGAAGGGAGACUACGACUACGCUUCGGCGAUACGACUCAGCUACAAGUUCUACGAAGCGCAAAGAGCAGGGCAGUUACCCGACAAUCAUAUCCCUUGGAGAAAGAGUUCUUUCUUGAACGAUGGAAGAGACAAAGGAAUCAAUUUGGUCGGUGGAUACUUCGACGCCGGAGACUACGUGAAAUUCGGUUUCCCGAUGGCAUAUACGACCACCGUGCUGGCCUGGGGAAUGGUCGAAUACGCGAAUGCCUACAACAAGGCCGGCCUUGCGGCGGCAGGGAGAGCUCAACUCCGAUGGGCCACCGACUAUUUCAUUAAGGCUCAUCCUUCGGCAAAGAAGCUCUUCGGUCAGGUUGGGAAAGGAGAUGUCGAUCAUUCGUAUUGGGGUCGACCAGAGGAUUGGCCGUCCAACAUGGAAAGACCCUCGUAUUUCAUCGACGAAGACUCUCCAGGAUCGGACUUGGCGGCGGAAACGGCAGCAGCCAUGGCUGCAAGCUCCAUGGUGUUCAGAGGAAACGACGACACCUAUGCGAACACCCUCCUUCGGCAUGCGAGGGAACUCUAUGCCUUCGCCGAUGAGAAUAGAGGCCUCUAUUCCGACUCCAUCACCGAUGCUCAGGAGUUUUAUCCGUCGAGCGCAUACGAGGACGAACUGGCAUGGGCGGCAGCAUGGCUGUAUCGGGCGACCCGAGAAACGUCUUACCUGAAUGAUGCCGAGAGGAAAUACGUGGAAUUUGGGCUGGACGACCGACCGUCGGAGUUCUCUUGGGACGACAAGAAUGCCGGUGUUCAAGUACUUCUCGCGGUGUUGACCGGGAAGACGAAAUACAAGACGGCAGUUAAAACCUUCUGCGACUACAUGGUGAACGAGGUGCCUAGGACUCCGAAAGGUCUCGUCUUCAUUCAGAAGUGGGGAGUACUUCGUCACGCAGCUAAUGUCGCCUACGUCUGUCUCGUGUUUGAUGUCCAUACCAGUAAGGUGGUGAUUCUCUAUGAUAUGUAUUUCUUUCUUGUCUUCUUCUGUAGUUCUUGUCCGACUGUUCAGGCGUGCGGUGGAUGUCAAUGCAGUUGGAGUUAUUUUUACUCCCCGAAUCCGAAUCCGAAUCUCCUCGAAGGGGCUCUCGUCGGCGGGCCGGACAAGCAAGAUCGUUUCAAGGACGAUCGUCACCUAAUGUAG